AAACAGCAGCAAUAGAUGAGCGAUCGUCUCAGACUUUACCUCUACAAGGUGGACCAACUAGAGAAAUGAAUGAAGACGCAUUUGAGGUCCCUGCGAGGAAUGAGUACCGCUACCUGGUUCAGGAUGAGGCUGAAGAGGAGAUUCAUUAUGCUCACCGUUAUUACGCCAGCCCCUUCCUGACAGUGUCCCGCAGGUGCUUGUUUCUGAUCGGCUGUGGCAUUCUCGCCCUCCUCUCUCUGGCUGGUUACCUGGCUUACUUGGCUCAGACUCCACGGCUAGGAUACGCAGAGGUGCUAACGGAAUGCGGUUGGCUACGUGGCCGACGUGAACAUGGAGCCUACUCAUUUAAAGGCAUUCCAUAUGCUGUGCCACCUGUUGGCGAACACCGCUGGAGACCUCCUGCAGACCUGAAGAUGGAAAGAAAGUGCUGGCACGACGUUCGUGAUGCCACUCGUUUUCGGAGCAUGUGUGCCCAGGUGCGACCUCUUAGAAAAGAUGGCCAAGUAAUGGGUGAAGAGGACUGCCUGCAUUUGAGUGUCUGGACCCCAAGCCUGGUAUCUGCGGAUGCCCUGCCAGUGAUGGUGUGGCUACACGGAGGGAACUUGCAAAUGCUGAGCGGGCAGGAGAAAGGCUACUCACCCACCGAGGAGCUGGCUGCAAAAACUCAGACUGUCUUUGUAAGUCUGAACUACAGGCUCAAUGCGUUUGGCUUCAUGGCGCUGGAGAUCCUGAGAGAAGGUUCCACCACCAUCACCUCAGGGAACUACGGACUCAUGGACCAGAUUCAAGCUCUUAAGUGGGUUCAGAGAAACAUCCAUGUGUUUGGAGGAGAUCCAACAAAAAUCACCAUAUUUGGAGGAACAUCAGUCAGGGCUCUGAUGACUUCCCCACUAGCUAAAGGUCUGUUUCACCGAGCCAUUACCAUGAGUGCCUCUUUCAUCAAUGCUUCCUCAUCCGCUGAAAAAGGUAACCUACUAUUUCUGAAGAGAACAGGAUGCCAGAAUGUAGUCUGCCUCCGACAUCUCAACGUAACUCAGAUCCUUCAGGCUGUUCCAUGGCAGGAAUACCCAUCAUGGGCGAAAGAUGGGAUAACAGAUAUCCCAGUUAAAGACGAGUCUUAUGGACCAGUUACAGUUGUGGAUGGCCAUGUUCUCCCAUUUAACAUUAGCUUUCACAAUGAUGUUCCAUUGGUGGUUGGAACUACAGAGCAGGAAGCUGAUUUCAGUCCACCGAUGAAGAAUAUUUCCACAUGGACGUGGGCCGACUACGAGUGGUUUGUAUCAGAAAAACUCAAGCCGUUUGGAGAGAGUGUGGUGUCUCAGGCUCUGAAGAUAUAUAACAGCUCAGCUCCAUGUCCAAUCACUGACCGCUGUCCUGAAAGACUUUACACCACCUUGGUGUCUGAUAUGAGGAUCAACUGUGUCACAAACCUCGUGGCUAAGCAAGAUGCAGAUUCCCUGAGGAGCUUUGUGUACCGCUACCUGGUGACAUACACGCCAUCCAAAGCUGUGAACCCAUCCACCUGGCUCCCUUAUCCGAGCCGCUUCUCUUUUCACAUGCUGGACAGCUUGGCUUUUUUCGGUGGACUCGAGAUGGCACUCGGCACGUUGACGCCUGCAGACCAAGCCUUCGAGGAAACACUCACCAAGUACUUCAUCCACUUUGCUAAGAAAGGUGAAAUGCCAGAAGAUUGGCCCGAGUUUCCAUCCCACAUCGCAUUGCUGGAUCAGAAUAUUUCACUGACUCAGAAGCGAUUUGCAGACAGAUGCAGUCUAUGGAAGCAAGAAAGCUUUUAUUCAUACGCCUGGUUCAACUGAUUGUUCUACCAGACUUCCUCAGAAAAGCAGCACGAGAAGCAGCGACCAAAUCGAGUCAGUCUGGUGUGUUAUGUAUUAUUGUAACCCUGCGUUCACAAUGACAGCAACAUGAAGCAACCAAACAUUCCAAAUCUUUCACGUUCAUCAACACUUGGUGUAUUUUAUGUUAAUGCAUUUUCCCCUGAAUCUAGUCAUAUCCAAUUACCUGAUUGUAAUUCACCUCUACUGGUACAGACCUUCCACUACUGACCAAGGAGGGUCGCAGUUGUCAGACGCCCCCUCCCAAACGUGUGUAGCACAGACUGCGUCUUUUCACCAGCACAUGACAGGUUCAUGUGGGGAUCCGUAUUGCACAUGGAGAGUCAUGCACUGAUCUCCAUUAUCUAUCCACUGUGCAGGUGCCACUGAUCAGCCAGCAGAAUGAGAAAACCCUGUUCAGCUAUUUACAGACUCACAGCCAAAUGUGUAUCUGUGUAGGUGCCUGGCCGGCUAAUAGCACAGCUGAGAUUUGAACUCGAGGGCUCGAGAUCUCAGCACUGUGGGCUAGCGUAUUUUAACAAUGAGCCACCUGAGCACCUAUGAUCAUCCAUCUUGAUGUAAAUGUGAUGCAAGUUGAUGGACUCAGUUUGGACUCCCAUGUAAAACCUGAUCCAUAUAUGUAGUUGCUAAACGAGUAUAGUUUUUGUUUUUAAUGCACUUGUAAAUAUCUGAUGUUUUCAUUAUUUGAGGAUUAAAGCUCGUUCACUGAGCACAGGUAAAAAAGUGAACGAGAGAAAUGUAGCCACACUGAAAGGAUGGUCAUGCACUAGUUGCAUGAACAACGUCUGCUAAUAGUGAUCCCAUCGUUUGGGUGAUGUGGGAUUAAAAUGUUGCUGCUGAUGUGAACGCAGGUUUGAUUUUAUUUGACUUGACCAAAUAUGCAUAGAGGAAUUGAUGUGAAUUAUUAUGUGAGUUAUUUCUGCACUGAAACAAUAUCUGUGUCCAUUUUUAGUUACAAGUAGAGGGGUAGCAAAACCACAAAGUGUUUAAUAUAAAAAAAUGCAAACUUUAAUCGUUUUAAACUCAGGUGUAUGUAGUUUGUGAACACUGAAACAUGGCUUAUUUUUGAGCAUUCAUUUGUUAAAAAUGGAAAGACACGUUCUGCUUAGAUUAAUAAUACGUUCACUUUUCAGUUCCACUUCUCACGUCAUUAAAAACAUGAGGCGCUUCAGUGGCGCAGAGGUAAAUAGCGUGAACCCACUAUAGUUGGGAUGUAGGGUUCGAAUUCCCAACAAUUUACAUACAGACGUGAUUGACUCAAAGAUGUCUCGAAGGCUUCGUGAUGGAUUGGCAUUCUGUCCGAGGUGUGUUACUGCAUCACGCUAAGUGAUUCUGGCAAGGUCGGACCCACCGUGACCCUGACCAGGAUAAAGUUGAUGGUAAAACUUGAAAAUAAAAGGUCAUUGAAUAUGUUGAUUAAUCACAUAUACAUCACUCGAUUUAUUACACUAGCUCACCCCUGUCCUGCAAGGGAUUGGCAACCUGUCCUGGGUAUUUCUGCUUUUUGCCAAGCAUUUCCUGGUGCUACCAAACCUGCCUUGGGUGAUAAAAAUAGAAUAAAAUGAACCCUGUACAAAGAUCGACACUAAUCGCAAAGUAGGUCCAAAGAAAUCAACAUGUUUAUGAAGCUAGAAAAGAUAAAACAUUUCUAAAGACUUGAUCCUAAAAGCCAAAAAGAAAAAAAUGUGUAUGUACCAGAUAGGUAUACCUAAUAAAGUGGUCAGGGAUUAUACUUUUGGCCAUAUAUUUUUGCUACUGGUGACGAUUGGAUAAAUAGACUGGUGUAAUACUGAAUGAAAAAGUUUUUUAUUAAAAGCAAUUAUAAGCAUAACUUUUCCUGUGUAAAUUGAUUAAUAUUGUCUUUCAGUCUGGUGUUCUUUUUACGGGCAGUGGUAGCUGAUUCAAGCCCCACCACUGCCAAGUUACAUGUCUGCUAAAUGCUUUGCAUGUAAAUGUUUUAUACUUUAGUUUGUAAAUAAGCAUGUUCAUGCACACUUUCAGAUGAUUCAGGGAACAAUUCAACCUUUAUUUACAUAAAACUUACAAUAAAUACCUGUUGUUCAUUCA
Messenger RNA from Trichomycterus rosablanca, 3923 nucleotides. RefSeq names its product para-nitrobenzyl esterase. Lineage: Eukaryota; Metazoa; Chordata; Actinopteri; Siluriformes; Trichomycteridae. The transcript is spliced from 9 exons. The coding region runs from base 66 to 1817 and encodes 583 amino acids. The record is from RefSeq and is a predicted model, not a curated record.